This is a messenger RNA of Colossoma macropomum (tambaqui), 3112 nucleotides long. RefSeq names its product epoxide hydrolase 1-like. The transcript is spliced from 9 exons. The coding region runs from base 170 to 1585 and encodes 471 amino acids. Lineage: Eukaryota; Metazoa; Chordata; Actinopteri; Characiformes; Serrasalmidae. The record is from RefSeq and is a predicted model, not a curated record. Gene Ontology annotation, molecular function: epoxide hydrolase activity. Gene Ontology annotation, biological process: arachidonate metabolic process; epoxide metabolic process.
GUGACCCCCUCCUUCCCCGCUGCACACACGCCUCCUCUGUCCAUUUUGCUGAACUUUGCAACAGAAGUGGACUUCAGACGCAAAGAGACGGUUUAUGUGUAUUUAUUGCAGGAUACGUGCGAAUUGCUACAGCCGCCGUUGGUGAUACUGAGAGUCUGGAGCCAAAAUCAUGGAGACUUUCGAAAACAUGCAAAAGGCCAUUUCCAGUCUUGAUCCCUGCAAACUUAAGGUGUUACUGGUCACCUCUCUGGGAAUUGGAGGUCUUUUAUGCUACUUGGCAUUGAGGAAAAAGCCAAAGAAGAUCCCAGUUGGAGAUGGCUGGUGGAGAGUAGGGGAGAAGCCCCUUACAGAGGACAGGACUAUACGUCCUUUUGUUGUGGAGACCUCUGAAGAAAUGAUACAGGAUCUUCACCAACGCAUCGACCAAACAAGAUACACGGACAGUGUGGAAGAUGGCCGGUUCCACUAUGGCUUUAACUCUGCCUAUCUCAAAAAGGUGGCCAAAUACUGGAGGCAAGAGUUUGACUGGGAGAAGCAGGUUAGGGUGCUUAACAAGUACCCUCACUUCAAAACCAACAUUGAGGGUUUGGAUGUGCACUUCAUCCAUGUGAAGCCUGUCCAGCGUGCUGGACGGAAGGUUCUGCCUCUCAUGAUGGUGCAUGGUUGGCCUGGUUCCUUCUAUGAGUUCUACAGGAUCUUGCCUCUGCUCACUGAGACUGAGGGAGACUUUGUCUUUGAGGUCAUCUGCCCCUCCAUCCCAGGGUAUGGCUACUCUGAAGCUCCACAUAAACAAGGAUUCACUUGCCUGGAUGCUGCACGGAUCUUCCAUAAGCUGAUGGACAGACUGGACUUCGGUGACUAUUACGUUCAAGGGGGAGACUGGGGAGCAUUCAUCACCUGCAGCAUGGCCCUGAUGAAGCCUGAGUGCAUUCGGGGUCUACAUCUUAACAUGGUCAACGCCAAGGCAGGAGGCACCCUGACUGUCAUCUCUCUCCUUGUUGGCCGUUAUCUGCCUUUCCUGGUGGGAUUCACCAGUGAAGAUGUUCGCAGAAUCUAUCCUUUCAUGCAAAAGAAUGUGUACGAAAUACUACGAGAAUCUGGCUACAUGCACAUCCAAGCCACCAAACCCGAUACUGCAGGCUGUGGGUUAAAUGACUCUCCAGUUGGCCUGGCUGCAUACAUCCUGGAGAAGUUCAGUACCUGGACUGAUUAUAAGAACAGGGACCUUGAAGAUGGGGGUUUAGAGAGAAAGUUCAGUUUGGAUGACCUCCUGACCAACAUCAUGAUCUACUGGACUACAGGCUCCAUCAUCCCAUCCAUGCGCUUCUACAAAGAGAACAUGGGUGCAAACUUUCAAAAAAGCAUGGACAAUACAACAAAAAUCUAUGUACCUACGGGAUUGGCAGCGUUUCCCCAUGAGCUGUUGCACUGUCCCAGGGUCUGGGCCCGCUCAAGGUUCACAGACAUCCGCUCCUACACCUACAUGCCGCGAGGGGGACACUUCGCAGCCUUUGAGGAACCUGUGCUGCUGGCCCAGGACUUGUUGCAGUUUGUGAAGAAAGUGGAGAGCAAGAAGCCUAAAUAACUACUGCAUUCCAGUGCCUUUUGACAUACAUACACUACUUUAAAGAGAAAUGGAGAAAAAUCUGAGAACAAACAAGUAAUAUAACUGUUAAUUUUACAGAUAAUUUGAGACAAACUAAAUGGGGAAGUAUACCUUAUAAUCACACUGCAUUUAUACAUAUAUUAGAGCACUGCUAUUAUAUCCAUGGCUGAUUUGGUGAUGAACAAUAUGUCCAAAAGUUUGUAGACACCUACUUAUUUGUUCUGAAAUCAAAGGUGUAAAUACGUAGUUUGUCCCUUUUUGCUGCAGUAACAGUCUCUACUCUUAUAGGAAGGCUUUACACUGGACGUUGGAAGAUUGCUGUGAGGAUUUGAUUGCAUUCAGCCACAAUAGCAUUAGUGAGAUCAGGUACUGAUGUCCGAUGAGUAGCUCUGGAUCACCCUAGCUCAUCUCAAAGGUAUUGGAUGGAGCUCCAUGACUCCAGGGAAUGCAGUUUCACUGCUGCACAGCCCAAUACUGGGGGGCUUUAUACCCCUCUAGACAACAUUUGGCAUUGAGCAUAAUGACCUUAGGCUCGUGUAGCUGCUCGAGGGUGUGCCCUUAUAUUGUAUGCUUUACUAUAAAGAUUAUACAAGUUAUGUGUAAGCAAAUGAACACUUGUCAUCAAUAGGUGUACCUUAAAAGGCCCAUUUUCUGUUUUGUGUAUUUUUUUAUUAAUUUUUUUUGUAUGAAAAGCACACAGUUCCUUUUUUUUACUUGACCGUUUUUCAGCCCCUCUUUAUCCUUAGAUAACUAACUAGAUUCACUAAACAGGUUGUUUUUGUUACUCUUGUCUUUAAGACUGUUAUAUGUACGUGAUCUUUGUUCUGAUUGGCUGCUCUAUUUUGCCUUUUUUAUAAAAAGCAGUCAGCAUUGAAAUACUGCUUAGAACUUCAACAUGAAUAGGUUGAGCUAAACCGCUGUGUGAAUAAUUAAACAUAUCUAAACGCUUGUUUUUUUGUGACCUCACAAAAGGGGACUAUUCAAAACAGGCUGUUUUUGCGGCUUUGUUUCCAUAUAAGUACUGUAUAUGCUGGGGAGGGAAUGCCAAAGUUGACAUUUUGACAGUGUUUACAUACCAGAUCAAACCAUGUUAAUAAAAUAAAUGAGUAGUAAAAAUUGUUUUUUUUGGUUGAGUGUUCAGAAUUGCUGAAUUCAUUAAUCAAUUACUAAGAGGGUCUGUACACUUUUGGACAUGUUGUGUAAUGAUGUAAAAAUAUGGCUUAUUGUGCACAACUGAUAAAUCUAUAUAACCAGAUUUUAGUACUUUGUCUUUCAAAAACAAUUUAAUAGAAAAUGAAAGAGACAGAUGAUACUUGACACAUGUAUAAAAGUCAAACAAUCAGUAUAAAAUCAAAACUGAGGGAAUUCAUUGAGAAAUAAUUCAGUUUUGCUGACCACAUAAUUUCUUUUUUUUUUUAAAUGGGAAGAUGAACAUAUUGAAAAUGCAUCCAUCCAUGUUAUGUAUUUCUUCAUAAUAAAAUGUAACUAAAAUGAAAUGACAAAAGU